UGCGGAGAUUAAAAAUGUCAGCCUCCAUACCGUCAGAAAUUGAUUGGCUUUAUCCUGAAUUAUUGACAAAAGACGGACUUAUUUUAAUAUUAAGUCAGAGGUACAUUCAAGAUGCCAAUCUUGGUGAGCUGGAUAAACAAGACCUACUUGAUCUGUACUACAAAUACAUCAUUCCUCUACCCCAGCGCAAAUAUCGGCCAAACAGGAGAGGGCGCGAGAUGACAAAGAAACAAAUAAUUUUGGCCAAAAAGAGACGACUGGAAUGGAAAGAUAGUGAAGAGCCUCCUGCAAAGAAGAAGAGUGACAUCGCGUCCAGUCGGUUUAUGUCAUCUUUUGAUCCGAGCUCCUCACAAAGUCGGCUGAAGCCUCCGCCUUCGUGUGUCAACUUUGAUAAGAAGGUCGUCAAGCUCGGCUCAGGGACAAAGUUAUCUUCUCCUACUAACAACUCUUCAAGUGGUUCGUCAGUGACAGGACUCACAAAGAAAAUAGUGAAAAUAACAAUGGAUUCUUCCCCCUCGUCAGAAACAAAACCUCAGGAUGACAAAUGUAAAAAGACUGUAUCUUUGAAAAAAACGAUUAAAGCGAUUAAUUCUCAUAUAAACACAAAAGACAUAAGUCCAGCCUGUAAAGAAGAGAAACCUAGUGCUGCAGAGAAUGGUGGUGAUGAUGUAGAGAUGAAAAAUGUUUCGUCCAUGGUAGAAAAAGAAGAAACACAGUUUUCUGAUGAUUCACCAAAGAAGAAAAUAAAAAUCAAGCGCAUUUCAUGGCCUUAGGAAUUGUGAAGAAGAAAUUAAAUAAAACUUGAUAAGUCAGUAUUUACUGAUGCAUCUUAGACAGCCUGCGUGUUAUAACUUAUUUGGUGCUGGUGUGAAUGUAAUAAUCACUACAAAUAGAUCUGUUAUCAUUUUGCAUCAAUGUCUGGUAAUGCAUGCACAUAAUUCUGUAUAUCAUGCUUUUUAAUGACAUUUAUGAAAUAUAAAAAUAUGGCAGUACUGAAAUCAUAAAAUAAAACAAUUAUAAAAUUGUAUAAUAAUAGUUCUAUUGAAGUCAAAUAAAGAUUUUAAAGCAUAACAUUUUAAAAUCUUGAGAAACAUAAUAUUGCUGAUCUAGUCCAUCUUCCAGUGACGUUUUACAAAUUCUGUGGACAUUCUCAGGUAGAAGCUUUACCAUAGAGUAUCAAAAAAAUAAAGCAAGGCACUGGUUAAAUAUUAUGUAAAGGAAGGAAAUGUUUUAUUUAACGACGCACUCAACAGUCAUAUGGUGUCAACAGUCAUAUGGUGUCGGGCAUAUGGUUAAGGACCACAUAGUUAUUGAGAGAGGAAACCCACUAUCGCCACUUCAUGGACUACUCUUUUCGAUUAGCAGCAAGGGAUCUUUUAUAUGCACCAUCCCACAGACAGGGUAGUACAUACCAUGGCCUUUGAUGUACCAGUUGUGAAAUAUUAUGUACUAAUUACACGGUCAGUGGCAUCAGCAUUGUUGGAUGUCACCCAGUGGUAGAGUGCUCACUUGAUCUAGAAUCGAUCCCGGUCCACUGGGUUAUUUCUUGUUCCAGCCAGUACUCCCUAAUUGGUGUAACAAAGGCUGUGGUAUGUACUAUCUUGUCUAUGGGAUGCUACGUAUAAAAAUAUUUUUUGCUACUAAUUGAAAAGAGCUGCCCACAAAGUGGUAGCAGCAGGUUACCUCGCUUUAUCUGCAUGGUUCUUAACCAUAUGUCCAUAAAUAUAAAUGUGUUACGUGAGUUGUUCAAUAAAACUUUUUCUUUUUUUUCAUUCAAAGCAGAGAAUGCCAACAGUGUCCAAUCCUGGUGUCUGCCAACAAUAGUUUGUUUUGUUUAAAACCACCACCAAAGCACAUUAAUUAAUCAUUGCUUUUGGAUAUCGAACAUUGGGCAGUUCUGAUAUGCCUUCAGAGGAAAUCUGUAAAAAUUUUCCAUUAGUAGCAAGGAAUCUUCCCCAAGACAGGACAGAACCUACCACAGCCUUUAAUAUACCAGUCAUGGGGCACUGGUUGGGAUGGGGGAAAUUCAUAAUUAAAGUGUUUUACAAACGGAGCUAGAUCCCAUCCCACAUCCUGUGAAGCUACUAUCUUGAGUAUUUAUUUUUAGUUAUUUAUUACAUUGCUUUUAUUCUUCAAUGUCAUUCUUCAAUCCCACCAACAGGGUAACACAUACAAUGGCCUUUGAUAUAUCAGUCGUGGUGCACGGACUUGGUAUCAAUGUUGUUUAAACACAGUUGAUAAUCUAUAGUCCUUCCUCCAGGGAACACCCUUUUUCAUACUAUGGAAUUUACUAAAGUUAUUUUCUCAUUCCGACCAGUGCACCUCAACUGGUCAAAGGCCAAAGUAUGUGCUUUCCUGUCUGUGGGAAAGUGCAUAUAAAAGAUCCAUGCUGCAUUAGGAAAAAAAUGUAGCGGGUUUUCUCCGACUACGUGCCAGAAAUAUCAAAUGUUUGACAUCCAAUAGCCUACAAUUAAUUCAUGUGCUCUAGUGGUGUCAUUAAACAAAACACACUUUUACUUUACUCAGCCCUUAAAUAAGACAACCAGGCACGAAAUUCAAAAUAUUUGCCAUUGAGAUACAUUGUACAUGUACACAUGUAGGCCUAGAAUCUAUAUCUUGGUUAAUAGAACCUGGCUCAUCAACCUUAGCAGGUGCUUAUAUCUUGUGGUAUUGAGCCACAAAUUAUUGCCAGUAAGAAUGUCUGCCUGCUUAUCACUGAUCUGGUUGCAAUGUAGAAAAAAGAAAACACAAAAAAAAGAGAGGACACAAUGACUUAAAUGCUUAUUUAUUCUUAAAAGCACAUGCAAAAUAUAAAAUUGCACAAUGGAGACAUAUAAUUAUAACAAUAACUAUAGAUUAAAUGGAAUGGUUAUGGAAUAUAUCUAAAAUUCAACUGUACACUUGAUGUAUAAAACGGACUUAAUUUAGCAAGUUUCUUCCAAAAGGAAUUCUGCACAUUUAAACAGAAAAAAGCAUUACCUCAAAUACAGGAUCACUUAAAAAGGUGUAGGCCUAACAAAUGAAAUUUAAAAAAACAACAAAGAAAAUAAAAACAUUUUGAUGUACAGUUUGCUACAAAACUUUAAUAUAUACAUGAAUAUAGGAAACUUUGUUCAUGUACAGUACACAUCCAUGUAUUAACAAAUAACAAAUCCACAUGCAUGUACAAUCAGUUUUGUACUUUAUAUAAGGUAUAUUACCUGCAUACUGUAAAAGAUGAAAUUAAUGUUUGAGAGAAAUUAAUGUGAAAAAUGCGAGAUGGUAACAAACGCAUUAAUUCACAAUGCAUUUAUGUUUGUAAAAAUAAAAAGACAACUCGGUGAACAGGUAGUUUUAUUCACUUAGUAUCAUUAAACAGCUAAUUAGUGAACAAUCACACCGGUACUGUUAGCUUUGCAAAGAACAUGUUCUUUUGUUUCUUAAAAAAGACUGGCUUUCUACCAAACUUGUUUCAUAGUCUUUAAAGAUAAAGACUGUUUACAAAUAAUCCACUAUGCAUGAAUGGAUUUUAGGAAACUAUAUUUCC
Molecule: messenger RNA, 3526 nt
Organism: Gigantopelta aegis
Lineage: Eukaryota; Metazoa; Mollusca; Gastropoda; Neomphalida; Peltospiridae
Product: ashwin-like
Exons: 4
Coding region: 15-773 (252 amino acids)
Biological process (GO): embryonic morphogenesis
Cellular component (GO): tRNA-splicing ligase complex
Source: RefSeq, a predicted model, not a curated record